Molecule: messenger RNA, 354 nt
Organism: Darwinula stevensoni
Lineage: Eukaryota; Metazoa; Arthropoda; Ostracoda; Podocopida; Darwinulidae
Source: the annotation of a GenBank genome assembly
AUGGUUGGAGAAAUGCGAGAUGAUGAUGACAAGAACUAUGGAGGAUGUGAGGGCCCUGAUGCAAUGUAUGUAAAGCUCAUCUCUUCAGAUGGUCAUGAGUUCAUCAUCAAGCGAGAUCAUGCACUGAUAUCAGGGACUAUAAAAGCCAUGCUGAGUGGACCUGGCCAAUUUGCAGAAAAUGAAACAAAUGAGAUAAACUUCAGGGAAAUCCCUUCUCAUGUCCUUCAGAAGGUGUGUAUGUAUUUCACCUAUAAGGUGCGCUACACCAACAGCUCCACUGAAAUCCCUGAUUUCCCCAUAGCACCUGAAAUUGCAUUGGAAUUGCUAAUGGCUGCAAAUUUCUUAGACUGCUGA